AGUGUGGCGGUCCGGCCUCCGCAGGCUGCCCCCGGCGAAGCUGCUGCGGGCUUCGGCGGCCAGCUACCCGGGGACGCUCAUCCCUGGCCGGAGUUCCGACUUCCUUCCCCGAUACAGACGCCACCGAUCUUCUCCCGGAUCCUCUUCCUCCGUAACCCGCUGCCUUUCUUUUUCCUUCCUCCCGGCUCCCAUCUCCCGAAUCCGCGCUUCCCUCCCCUGCUCCGGGGCCCCGGAGCCGACCAUCCCCAUCAUCCACCUGCCAUCCUCCUGGCUUCUUGCCCCUCCUUGACCUCAGAUCCCGUGACCGACGGAGCCCUGGCAUAACCUUCUCACCAGACUCUCCUAAACUUCUUUUCCUUCUCUUUUUGCCAGCUCCUGACUCCCAAAUUCCAGCUAACCCUUGACCUCUUGACCUCUGACCCUAACAUUCUGGACUCCAGACCUCUAAAUUCCUAUCUCCUGCAGCGGAAGGCGGGGGGACUGCUGACACGGAGGCCUCCCCCUGAGUUCUGACCCCGUUUCUGAAGCUUGUUUUUACUUUCUUACUCCUGGGCCACUUCCUGUUACUGCUACCCCACCAUGGACUUCUUGAUGAGUGGCCUGGCAGCCUGCGGGGCCUGUUUGUUCACCAACCCCCUGGAAGUGGUAAAGACCAGGAUGCAGUUGCAGGGAGAACUGCAGGCCCCGGGCACCUACCAGCGGCACUACCGAAACGUCUUCCAUGCCUUCAUCACCAUCGGCAAGGUGGAUGGCCUGGCUGCCCUGCAGAAGGGACUGGCCCCUGCUCUCUUAUACCAGUUCCUGAUGAAUGGCAUCCGCUUGGGCACCUACGGGCUGGCUGAGGCUGGGGGCUACCUGCACACGGCCGAAGGCACCCUCAGCCAACCCCGCAGCGCUGCAGCUGGGGCCCUGGCUGGGGUCAUGGGAGCCUACCUGGGGAGCCCCAUCUACAUGGUGAAGACACACCUACAGGCACAGGCGGCCUCAGAAAUUGCUGUAGGGCAUCAGUAUAAGCACCAGGGCAUGUUUCAGGCGCUAAGCGAGAUUGGCCAGAAACAUGGUCUGGUGGGGUUGUGGCGUGGGGCCCUGGGCGGCCUGCCCCGAGUUAUCAUCGGUUCCUCCACCCAGCUGUGCACCUUCUCAUCCACCAAGGACUUCAUCACGCAGUGGGAGAUAUUUCCUCCCCAGAGCUGGAAGGUGGCCCUGGUGGCUGCCAUGGUGAGUGGCAUCGCAGUGGUCCUGGCCAUGACACCCUUUGAUGUGGUCAGCACGAGGCUCUACAACCAGCCCACCGACGCUCGGGGCAAGGAUCUGACUCCAGUCUCCAUUCUUGGGGAAAUGUCUUUAAUGAAGAUGUUGAACUACUUCGGGACAAACGGACUCUGCGUACAAGUUUCAUACACACGCCUGUGAGCAAAGGAAGCGAUGGACGGCUGUCAGCAAGUCUGGACGGCCUCCAAAACCUGUGACUGCAGGAUGCCAGGGUGCAGCAGCAGGGGUGAGUGGGCCUCCGGGCUCUGCCCUUACAAGCUGUGUGACCCUAGGCCAUUUAUAUAAUCCUUACCCUUAAUUCCCCCUUUGUAAAAAAAAAAGGGGGGGUGGGAAGGGGCACCUAUCAAGUACCUUGCGGAAUUCCUGUGAAAAAUACUUUAGAUACAGACACACUUGGUUCAUGGCACGUGCCAUAUAUAGCCAUGGUUUGAUUUUUUUAAGUUUAUUUAUUUAGGUAAUCUCCAUACCCAAUGUGGGGCUCGAACUCACGACCCUGAGAUCAAGAGUCACAUGCUCUUUGGACUGAGACAGCCAAGUGCCCUAGAGCUAUUAUUUUAAAAUUCUAUCAGAUCAUAAAACCCCUGGGGGCAGUGACAGUGCUUGGCACUGUAGCUAAUCACCAAACAUUAAUGGAAUGAAUGAAUGAACGGAGGGAGGGAGGAGAGAAGGAAGGAAACGGAUGGAUGGAUGGAUGGAGGCAGGAAGAAAUGAAUGGAAUGGGAUGGGAUGAAGGCAGGCAGGCAGGCAGGCAGGCAGGCUAAAGGCUAAAGGCUUAAUUCUAGGGAAGCAGGUGCUGACCAUUUCUUUCAGGAAGGGAGCUGCUACAUUGAGGAGCAAACACUUGAGUUCAGAGGCCUGCACUGGGGUAGCCCUAGGACACAGCUGGAGACCCGCUCAGAGAAACUUCUGCAAACUGCUUACACAGCACAGCGCAACAUUUUAAAAAGCGGAAUCCAGAAUCCAGAAAACUUCUGUUUUUCUGAUGAGAACAUGCAGGUCCUGACUUGCAUGCUUUCAUACACCCACAAGCCCCUCAACCCCCGUUG
Messenger RNA from Zalophus californianus (California sea lion), 2318 nucleotides. It is a transcript of the gene SLC25A35, whose product is annotated as solute carrier family 25 member 35. Lineage: Eukaryota; Metazoa; Chordata; Mammalia; Carnivora; Otariidae. The transcript has 5 exons. The record is from RefSeq and is a predicted model, not a curated record. Bases 580 to 1413 code for a protein of 277 amino acids.